AAUAACAACAACGAUUGUCCGAGUUAUUACUACGAGAACACUCGUUAACUGUAGUACUCAAUAAAUGAGCACUCUGUACGCUUAACAAUAGGAUUAUAAUGUAAAUUGUUUGCCUGCUUAAGAAGAAAGUAAAUAAAAAUGUGGCUAAAUGAUGAAAUUUUGUUAUUACUCUCUCGUAAGAAAUAUCCGUGGAUCGGUACGGUGUUACUUAGUGUUUACUUUACGAUCACCUUUGCAAUAGUGCUUGUAGGAAUAGCAUUAUUGUUACUAUGUUUCGGAAUAAAAUUACGCACAUUAUGGGAUUUAAUUUUACUGGAGCCAUAUCUUACAACAGAUAAUACCAUUUUACUUUCGAUUUCAAUCAUGAUAAUGGCAAGUGCUAUUCUUGGAAUAAUAUCAGCCUUUACAUAUUCUCAAAGAGGUCUGUUAACGAGUCUGUUAUUAAUCUUUGUAAUAUUCUCCAUUACCAAUAUAUAUACAAUAGGUUUUAGAGAAAAAAAUUAUAUAUCUGAAUUAGACCUUUAUUUACUUUUGAGCAAAAUAAUGAGACAAAAUAAAUUUACUAUUUCAUUCCAUUUGAUGCAAAAAAGUCUUUCUUGUUGCGGAAUUCGUUAUUACGAAGAAUGGGUAGACAGGUACGGAAUUAUUCCAGGAUCUUGUUGCCAAAAUUCGACUCUAUAUUGUAAUAAGGAUGAUCCAUCAUUAUUUAAAGAUGGUUGCUUCGAUAUAAUCACUAAAAUAUUAAACAAAACUUAUCAAAAUUCAAUUGAAAUAAUUAUAACAUUAAAUGUUUUCUUCAUAAUCAUAUUAUUUUCGGGAUAUUUCAACUAUUACAUUCUGCAGAAAAUGAAAAGAAACAAAACGACAUUUAUUACAUUACCAAGAAUACUGGUACCAAAUGAUUCAAAAAUGAAAGUAUAUAAUAAGAAUUGCCAACAAACACCAUCUACAUUGGACAACAAUACAGUCCAAGCAGGAAACAAUACAGUCCAAGCAGGAGACAAUACAGUUCAAAACAAUAGUCCUGUCGUUUACAAUCCUACUCCUCCUGUCCCUCCUCCAAUUAAUGAAAAUAUUGAACCGUUAUACCCUUAUUUAACCAUGCCUGAACCGAGUAUUCGAAGAUACUAACGUCUAAAACAAUUUCAAUUAAUUUUAUUUGGUUUAAAUAUUACACAUCGUUAUUAAAAUCUGUAAAGAAACAAUCUAUCGUUUAUAUUCAUAAAUUUUGUUAAUUAUAUUCCAAAAUUGAUAUGUAAUUUCAUUAACUGGUAUUAUAAGGAUGUUAUUUUUGUUAUAAUAAAUAAUUAUUAGCGCAAA
This is a messenger RNA of Vespula pensylvanica (western yellowjacket), 1320 nucleotides long. RefSeq names its product tetraspanin-6-like. NCBI's taxonomy places the organism in Eukaryota, Metazoa, Arthropoda, Insecta, Hymenoptera, Vespidae. The record is from RefSeq and is a predicted model, not a curated record. The transcript is spliced from 5 exons. Gene Ontology annotation, cellular component: membrane. The coding region runs from base 139 to 1131 and encodes 330 amino acids.